AUGUCGACCACUGCAAGGCGUUACUUUAGAGUCACAGUACCAAAAGGAUCGUUAUUAGACUUCUUCAAAAGAGGAUCUAAUCCCACAGAGGUAGUGAAACCACGCCACAAGAAGUCAACUGAGCAACUAAUUGAAAAGAUUGAAGAGAACCAAGGGGAACCAUCAUCAAGCUCAAAGUCUACCUUUAUACCUAUCAUUGGAAAGGACAGUCUUUCCGGUAGUAAAUCGGGUAAGGAACUUAAUGACUUUCAAAUACAUCGCUGGAUUCCUCGUCGCUCGAUUUAUUCUAAGAAGCUAGCAGCUAGCUUCCAAUACCAAACGGCUAUCAACGUUGUUUUGGAUUCCACUUACACUCACGUUACAAGGCGCUCUAUUGAUGAGGCAGCAGAAUUAAGUGAUAUCCAAGAACGUUUCAAGCUAAUCAAAAAGGUACAAAUCAACUUUGGUUUGAUUAUCUCCGACGUUGAGCUCACUCGUGUCCAUACUUUAGGACAACUCAGAAAUCUAUUGUUUGAGAAGUUGGAUCCCUCUUUGAAGGUUGUGGAUGAACAACUGCCAAAUGCCAUCUAUGUGGACUCUACUGCUUAUACGAGUACAAAUGUUUCGGUCGGAGAAUUUUUGGGAUCCAAACAGAAGCAGGUAAAGUUCAAUGAACUACUGAAGAGAGUUAAGAAAGUUGAAAAGGGGACUAAGGUGGGUGGAACGUGA
Messenger RNA from Komagataella phaffii GS115, 708 nucleotides. RefSeq lists its product as hypothetical. The coding region runs from base 1 to 708 and encodes 235 amino acids. The transcript has a single exon. Gene Ontology annotation, cellular component: mitochondrion. NCBI's taxonomy places the organism in Eukaryota, Fungi, Ascomycota, Pichiomycetes, Pichiales, Pichiaceae. The record is from RefSeq and is a predicted model, not a curated record.